CUGUUUCAUAAUUGUCACAUAUAAUGCUUUUAGAUGUCACUGUAGUUAAAUGUUCCUCUUGCAUGAUGAAGAAAUAUGCACUCAAGUUGAAAUGGCAACAGAGGGCUAUCCUUACCUACAGCAGAGGGGAAGACUGUGUUUUUUUGCCCUUAGAUGAUUAUCUGCUUAGAAUUCUAACCAUAUUUUGAAGUUGAUUAAAGAGAAAUGCCCAAACAAAUAUUCAGUAUUUUGGUGUUGAGGUUUUCCCAAUUUUUUUGACAAUAAGAGUAUAUUUAGGUCUUAGUUUUUCAAGGAUUAGAAGACAGCUCUGAUGUAUAAUGGGAAAUAAAUCUGAAAUGAUUCAGUUAAUGGCUUCACACAGCUAAUUGCACGGCUUAAACAACUACAAGGAACUAAUUUUAUCAUUCCUAUUACUAAUGCAUAUCGAUUCCCCUCAAGUCUUGCUGUAUGCCUUAGCCAUGUAGGUGAUGAUAGCCUCUCCUGAUCUGAUAGCCAUUGGUAUUGUAUCAGUUGUCACUGUAGCCUCAGACAUAUGGUGUUACAGUAACAGUAGCAGUCGUCUGGGCUUGGCUUCGAACAUGGCUUCCUCCAUGGCCACAGAGGGUCUUCGCCAAGCCUCUAAACAGAUAGAGCACCUUCGCUCACAGUACCUCGACCCAGCCAUGGCAGACCUUGGCCAGUACAGCCCUGGGAAUUUCAACUACCGCAAGAAUGAAAUUAUAUCUGGGAGCAUCAGCAGCGUCAAAUCAGCUGUGACUUCCUUUUCCAAGAGGUUUGGAGAGAUUCGGGAGGCCAUAACAGCAACCAACACCCCAGCCAGCAGAGGAAUUCACAGAACAAGCACCAGCCUCCCUAGUACCAGCUUCUUUGACAAUUACUUUCGCUCACGUGAGGGCGAUGGAGAUGAGGACAGCCUGGAUGGCCUGUGGAGCAGAAGAGAAUCCGCAGAAGUCCAGGGUUUUGCACCUCUGGAUGAGCCCCUCAACUUCACCUUUGGAGCAGGAGGUGCAGCAGGAGCAGAGGGAGAGGCAGUUGCAACGCAACAAGAUCUGUUCCCUCACUUGGGCUGGGAUCCACAGGGCCCCUUCUGUCUAGGCUUGUGGCUCACGUCCUGCACCCGGUGCCACAACUGUGCAGCGCUUCUCUAUGACGAGGAGAUAAUGGCUGGGUGGAGGCCUGACGACUCCAACUUGAACACUAAAUGCACAUUCUGUGAAAAGGUGACGGUACCUCUUUUAACAAUCAUGAUAUAUGAUUUGCGACAUGAGCCCAGACCAAACAAGCAGACAGAAGAGGCAUCAGAGACUGGAAAAUCCACAUCAGGAUCCACCGAAGGAGGGAGUGAUUCAACUGACCGAGGGCUGCCACCAGAGGAACCCACAAAGGAGGAAGGGAAAGUGGACCCUCAUUUUAAAGACCAAAUUGGGGCUCACAUCCAGAAGAAGGGUAUCCGGUGUGAGCCAAUUACGGUUCUAUAUCUUAGUCCAUUAGUGUUGCGUAAGGAGCUAGAAACAGUGUUGAGCAAUGAGGGAGACACCUGUCUAACUGACACAGCCUUUACAGAUCAUCAUCCUAUCUUGUACUGGAACUUGCUAUGGUACUACUGUCGGCUGCGUGUUCCCAGCCACCUGCCAGGACUGUGCUUGGGGGCUGCCAGUGUGACUCGGGACAGGGUUCCACACCCCUCCUGGACUGGAGCCGACUGGCAGAAUGUCUAUAUCCGAUGCCUUUGGGAUAACACCAAGUAUCAUGAAGAGCUGGGUCAGCCCAUGUAUGUCCAGUGGCAGGUCAACCAACAGCCAUCAUCUCUUGUCUCUGCGCUAGUCAAGGAGAGGCACAGAAUCCCCAGGGAUGUGAUGCAAAGUGUGAUAACUGCAAUCCACGUGGAUGACUUGACCACAGCCAUGAAGAGACUCCUAACACUCUACCAGAAGAGACCCUCGCAUUUAAAGAAAAAUCAUUUUCCAAUAUACCGUGACCUAUUAUUCCUAGCGUGCUCAUGUAUACCUCCAGCUCAGCUCAAUCUCACAUCCUUUGAUCGUGAGUAUCGGCGUGCAUACGAGCGAAACGAACCACAUUUCACCAAGCUCCUCUCUCGCUCCGACACGCCUCCCCCUAUUGCUGCCGUCUUUUGCCGUCGCUACUUCAGUCAGCUCAGCCUGUGAUAAUGCCGGGUCUAUAUGACCCUCCUCCACCUGACUUUCUGACCUGCACCUGCAGUCUGGAACCUGCAAUUCAUACUCAGGGUCUGCAAUUGGCACUUGGGCCUCGAGCACUUGGCACUCUUGGUCCCAGAUAUGGAAGAUAUAGCCUCCAGGGGCGUCUCAGAGCCUGUGGCAUAUGCCCAGGCCUCCCCAUGGGUCCCCAGCCUGCCCCAUCGAAGCUGGCAUCAGACUGGAAGUGGGUGUCCAACUUGGAGGUCUUUUGGAAAGGAAUACAAUAGACAGUAUAUAUAUAUACUAGAUAUUUUCUUUCAUUCUUUUUCAUAUUUUUUUUAUCUGUUUUUGGGGAGUGUCAAAUGCAAAGAUUAUGUUUGAUGAUAUGAUGGACUUACCAAGUAGGCUGGAGAUUGUGAUCUUUGUUAGCUAGUUUGACAAUAUGAUUUAAGGAAAUAAUGGAAGGGAAAGUGUGGUGUAUUCAUUGUGUAGCAAAUGUAUAUAGAACUGCUUGAACUGAUUUUUAUGAAGUCAUUGACUUCAUUAGUAACUUUAGGUUGAAUUAACCAGAGUUUGCAGCGUUCUACAAACAGUGCAAUGUUUGGAAAUAUUACUGUAUCCUAUAGACAGCCUUUUUAAUAUCAGCUGAACAAGUCAGUGGUGGGACAACUUCUAUAGGAAUGUGUAAAUAAAGUUAUUACUGGCUAUUUUGGGCUUUUUAAGAAUAUUUGAACAUUUUCAAUACAGCUUAUAUCAUGUCCUCUUUUCUUGCCAAGAUGUGAGAAAAUAAGUCAUAUAGAUGCUAGUGUGGAGCUUUUGGAUUAUUGUGAGUUGAACGAACCUCAAACUCUGGUGCACUGACAUCUCUUCUUAUCAUCUGCAGGACAUAGGUAUUGCUAGGCACAAGAUGUGGAAAUUUUCAUAGAAGAAGAAUGAUGAUUGUAUUCUCAAACCCAAAUUUGUCAGGUUUUGAUGAUGUGGAUUAUUGAAACUUACUUUAUGAGUGAUGCAUUCUAUCCAGAGGAAUUUAUAUUGUUAUUUUGUGAUGUAUUGCUGUUUCAAAGUUUAAUUAUUACAAUAUGAAUAUAUUUGCAUUUGUUAAACAGGAUGAUAUUUUAGUUGACUGAUCAGCAGUACUCAAUGUUUGACACUAUUUUAUUGACACCAAAUUGUGUGAUAAUAAGAGAUGAAUUUAAUCGCUACUAUAGCUUUUUCCAUGUGAUUAGGGAAUUUAGCCUUUGUAUUUUUGUGUUUUGCAACUUGUCAUUUUUCUUAAAUACAGAAGGGAGUUUUUGUGUUAAUAGAAGGAUUGUUGAGCUUUGUGUUUUCUUUACUGGUAAUGGGUUAUCAUUGGCAUCUUCAGUUACCAAAGUAACAUUAAACCAUCACAUAAAUAGAGGUUUAUUUUUAUGUAAUGAAACAGAGUUUGUGUGUAUGUAUUUGUUUGUAUGUAGGUGCAUUUGUUUAUUUGUUUUUCUUUUUAGUUCAUUCACUCAUUCAUUUAUUCAUAAGUAUGUGUGCAUGGAAAUGAGAAAAGGAAUAUGUGAGUCUAUCAGUGUAUUUAUUUUUUCUAGUGAUUUUCUUUAUAGAAAAGGGUAGUAGUCAGUGUUAAGAAGAGACAGAGUCUGAGGAAAUCUUGACAGAUGUGAACUGCAGGAAUUUAUGAGUAUGAGUCCAGAUGGAAAAGCUUUAGCCAAGAUUUAUUUAAAAAGUUGUAUGGGAAAAUAGGAAAAAAAACAAACAAA
Penaeus indicus is the source of this 3901-nucleotide messenger RNA. RefSeq names its product DENN domain-containing protein Crag-like. Gene Ontology annotation, biological process: regulation of Rab protein signal transduction. The transcript is spliced from 12 exons. Gene Ontology annotation, cellular component: cytoplasmic vesicle. The record is from RefSeq and is a predicted model, not a curated record. NCBI's taxonomy places the organism in Eukaryota, Metazoa, Arthropoda, Malacostraca, Decapoda, Penaeidae. The coding region runs from base 468 to 2165 and encodes 565 amino acids.